AUCUAUAAGUUGGCAUACGAGGACAGCCGUUUUGCUAUAAGUCGUGAGCUGUGUGCAAAAAAUAUAUUACCUUUCCUGAUUGCGUCAGCAAUGGAAAAUUCAUUAAAUAUAGCUCAAUUUGAGCAAUAUAUGAGCUUAAUUCAUCGUAUUCUGGAGAAGGUAAAUAUUCGGAUUAAAUGGCUUUUCUCACGAGCACCGUUCACUGUGAGAAUAUUGUCAUCCACGAAGCGUAAGUGA
Messenger RNA from Gongylonema pulchrum, 237 nucleotides. Lineage: Eukaryota; Metazoa; Nematoda; Chromadorea; Rhabditida; Gongylonematidae. The record is from the annotation of a GenBank genome assembly.